This is a messenger RNA of Aspergillus japonicus CBS 114.51, 3896 nucleotides long. Its product is annotated as putative mRNA-nucleus export ATPase (Elf1). Gene Ontology annotation, molecular function: ATP binding; ATP hydrolysis activity. The record is from RefSeq and is a predicted model, not a curated record. The transcript is spliced from 3 exons. Bases 417 to 3767 code for a protein of 1116 amino acids. NCBI's taxonomy places the organism in Eukaryota, Fungi, Ascomycota, Eurotiomycetes, Eurotiales, Aspergillaceae.
UGCUGAGCCACAUCUCUCUGAUUGGCGCCAGCCACGCCUCAGGCAGAGAUUUCACUGCCCACUUGAGCCAAUCAUCGCCCCCGAGAAAAAGUCCCCCGCCGCCCGCCUCGAUUUUUCUCUCCCAUCUCAUUGUUUUCUCCCGUUCCCCUCCUCCUUCAUCCGACGCUGUGUAUCCUCUCCACUCUUCUUUUUCUGUGUUUUUGGUGUUUGGAACGCAUCCUCCAGGAGGAUUGCUGCUGUGUUGUUUGAUUUGUGGUUGUAUAGUUCUUUCCAUUCAGCUUCUUCUUCUCUUAUCUCUCUCACACCUGCUCCGACGAGGCUGAACGCCCCUCUCCGCCCCCCUCAAAAAUCACGGCUUACGGCUUGUGCUGGUUGGAAGCCUUCACCCACAAUCGAAUACCCCCUGCAUAUUUAGAAUGCCUCACCCCGAAUCUCCCACCCCCGCCAUGCAGACCGCUGUCUCCAAAACCCCCUCCGGGGUCCCCCCCACCUACGAGGAGAUCGGCUCCCUCCUCCACACCAUCUUCAACGCAGAGACCUCCCAGCAGUCCCUCGAUGCCGCCUACGCCCUGACCAACCUGCUCAUCCAGAGCGUUGGUGUCGCCGGCUUCACAUACUACAAUAUCCUGCCCCAGAUCCAGAAGGCCGCCGUCGAUAAGAAGAAUGGCGCUCUCCGUGAAAGCUCCAUGCUGAUCCUCGGCGCCAUGUUCGAACGCUUCCCCCGCGAACACCCUCUCAGCGAAGUCGUCUUUCUGCUCCAGGACGGUGGUCUGCUGCACCUCGCCCUCGAUUUGCUGGCCGAUAAGGGUGCUGUCGUCCGUGAGGCUGCUCAGUACGCCAUCGACGCUCUCUUCGCCGGCCUGAAGGCCGAAGCCCUCGCCAACGGCCUCCUGCCCGCCCUCUCCGCGUAUCUGAACCGCAACACCGCCAAGUGGCAGGGCUUCGUCGGCGCCUAUGCUCUCAUUGAGAAGAUGGCCGUGAAGGCCCAGAUGGGUGCGGGUUCCCUCGAGGAGGAGCGCGAGAAGGAUUUGCUGCGCGAGGCCAUGGGCAAGACCCUCAAGGACCUGAUUCCUUUGGUCGAGUCCGGUAUGCACGACUUGAAGAACGAAGUCGCCAAGCAGGCCAUUAAGUCUAUGAACGCCAUCACUACCCUGCUGUCCAACGACGACGUCGCCCCCCGGAUUCCUCUUCUCAUCAAGACCAUGGAGCAGCCUUCCGAGCAGACCCUGCAAAAGGCCAUCCAUGCCUUGUCCCAGACCACUUUCGUCGCCAUUGUCACCUCCCCCGUUCUCGCCCUGCUCACCCCCCUUCUCGAACGCUCGCUCAACGCCCCCACUACCCCCCAGGAGACCCUCCGCCAGACCGUUGUCGUCGUCGAGAACUUGACCAAGCUGGUCCACGACCCCGCUGAGGCUCGUACCUUCUUGCCUAAGCUGAAGCCUGGUGUGCAGCGCGUCAAGGACCGCGCCUCUCUUCCUGAGGUGCGUGAGCUCGCCACCCGUGCUUUGGACGUCAUCGAGAAGGCCAUGGCCGAUAAGGACGUUGCUGCCGGCGUGGUCGUUAAGAUCACCCCCGAUGAGGUUCGCGCCGUCUUGGAGGCUAAGAUCCAGGAGCAAGGCGGCCUGGCCCACCCCGAGCUGGUGACUCUGUUCGAGCUCGCCAAGAACUACGUCUCGGAGAUGGUUCGCGAGGAUGUCAACUGCCGCAUGCUUGACCGCAUUCCCGCCUGCGUCGGUCCUUACCUGCGCGGUCUCUUGGCGGAGGAUAAGCACGACGCAGUCGCGGCAGCCCUGGAGGCCCACUUCAUUGAGGAGGAUCACCGCAAGUAUGGUCGCCCCGAGCCCGAAGACCCCAACGAGGUUGAAAUUGUCAACGCCAACUUCUCUCUGGCCUACGGUGGUAUGUUGCUGCUGUCGCACACCAACCUUCGUCUGCUGAAGGGACACCGUUAUGGUCUGUGUGGCCGCAACGGUGCGGGCAAGUCCACUCUCAUGCGCAGUAUCGCCAACGACAAACUGGAGGGCUUCCCCCCGCAGGAUGUCGUCCGCACCUGCUUCGUCGAGCACAACCAGGGUGAGGAUGCCGAUUUGAGCAUUUAUGAGUUCGUUGUGAAGGACCCCAAGAUUGCUGCAGAGGGUGAAGAGCACGUCCGUAACGUUCUGUUGGAGUUCGGCUUCACCGAUGGUCCGGAGGGUCGUCAGAACCAGCGCGUCGGAUCCCUGUCUGGUGGUUGGAAGAUGAAGCUGGCUUUGGCCCGUGCCAUGUUGCUCAAGGCCGAUGUGCUCUUGCUGGAUGAACCGACUAACCACUUGGACGUCGCCAACGUCAAGUGGCUUCAGGAGUACCUGAAGGCUCACACUGAGAUCACCAGUUUGAUCGUUUCCCACGACUCUGGUUUCUUGGAUGAGGUCUGUACCGACAUCUACCACUACGAGCAGAAGAAGCUGGUUUGCUACAAGGGUAACCUGGCCGACUUUGUCAAGGUCAAGCCUGAGGCCAAGAGCUACUACACCCUGUCCGCCAGCAAUGUUCAGUUCAAGUUCCCCCCUCCCGGUAUCCUCUCCGGUAUCAAGUCCAACACCCGCUCCAUUCUCCGGAUGACCGACUGCUCCUACACCUACCCUGGAGCCAGCAAGCCCUCGCUGACGGGCGCCUCGCUGUCGUUGACCCUGUCUUCGCGUGUCGCUAUCAUCGGUGGUAACGGUGCGGGUAAGUCGACCUUCAUCAAGAUGUUGACGGGUGAGACCAUCCCGCAAACCGGUAAGGUCGAGAAGCACCCCAACCUCCGUAUCGGUUACAUCAAGCAGCACGCUUUGGAGCACGUCGAGAUGCACUUGGAGAAGACUCCCAGCCAGUACCUGCAGUGGCGUUACGCCAACGGUGAUGACCGUGAAGUGCACUUGAAGCAGACCCGCAUCCUGACCGAGCAGGACAAGGCACAGCUGGAGAAGCCUGUGGAUCUGGGUGAUGGCCGUGGACCUCGUCGCAUUGAGGCUCUGAUGGGUCGUCAGAAGUGGAAGAAGUCCUUCCAAUAUGAAGUUAAAUGGAUCGGUCUUCUUCCCAAGCACAAUACCAUGAUUUCUCGUGAAACCCUUACCGAGCUGGGCUUCGCCAAGCUGGUGCAGGAGUUCGACGACCACGAGGCAUCCCGCGAGGGUCUUGGUUUCCGUAUCCUCGAGCCGAAGAUCAUUGCCAAGCACUUUGAGGAUGUCGGUCUGGACCCCGAGAUUGCCGCUCACAACCAGAUCUCUGGUCUGUCUGGUGGUCAGAAGGUCAAGGUUGUGCUGGCUGGAGCCAUGUGGAACAACCCUCACUUGCUGGUGCUGGACGAGCCCACUAACUUCUUGGAUCGUGAUUCCCUCGGUGGUUUGGCGGUUGCCAUUCGGGACUUCAAGGGUGGUGUCGUCAUGAUCUCUCACAACGAAGAGUUCGUGGGUGCGCUGUGCCCCGAACAGCUGCACAUUGCCGACGGUCGCAUCGUUGGCCGCACCAACAAUGCUGUUGCUCUCGAUCGUUUCGAGGACAGUGCCACCAGCACCCCUCAGCCCGGCAGCACGGCGGCCAACUCGGCCACCACCAGUGCCGCCGCCUCGGCGGUCAACUCGGGAGCGGAAGAGGGAGAGUUGAAGUUCAAGGCUCGCAAGAAGAAGAAGAUGACUCGUGCGCAGAUGAAGGAGCGCGAGGCGCGUCGUCGUCUGCGUCACCUGGAGUGGCUGCAGAGUCCCAAGGGUACUCCCAAGCCUCCGGACACGGACGAUGAGGAGUAGAGAGUGAAUGACCGCGAUGAUUGCUGGAUUGGCUUAUAGACCUUUUUGUUUGCUUGAUGACUGUCCAUGAGUAUAUAGAGCUGUAGACGAGAUUCUCAGCAUAGAGCAUCCAUUCCGUUAUGGUUUUUG